CCAUUACGCAAAUCGAUGCGCCAAUUUAGGGACGGACCUGCGCAGUAGCGGCAAGACGACAAAAUCAUUGUGGACGUGCCAGUGCCAAUUCCUCCUCCAAACUGCGCAGCUAAGCUCUCGAGCUCUCCGGCGACCGCGGCAUCGAGCUCUUCGUUCGUCGGCACGAGGAGGAGGGUCGUGGAAUUGGGUUUCUGUCACCGGAAGAAUCGCUGCUCGAAUUGGAGCAGGCGUUAGGUGCUGCACUCUCGCGCGAGGAUUCGGUGGUGAGAUUGGGCGAGCGCUCGAGUCCGCCGGGGAGAAUUGACUCGUCGGGUGGUGAUAGUUUUGGCUUGGUUGAAAGAGGGAUUGAGGGACAGGAUGGCGCUGAUGAUGGAGCCCGGUCGCACAGAGCCUCUCAAUGAAGAGGAAGACGCCGAUAUGGCUGCAAUUGAAGCCAUACGGGAGUCAGCUGUCACCGAGCUGAAGGACCAAGGGAAUGAUUUUGUUAAGAAGGGUAAGAAGCACUACAAGGAUGCGAUUGAUUGUUACACAAGAGCGAUUAAUCAGAAGACAAAGGAUGCGAGCAUGAAUUCCAUACUAUAUGGCAACAGAGCUCAGGUGAAUCUGCUCCUUGGAAACUACAGGCGAGCAAUUGAUGAUGCUGAUGAAGCUGUCAAGCUCAAUCCAUCAAACGUUAAGGCUUUUUAUCGUGGAGCGAAGGCUGCACUUUCUCUUGGAUUAUGGCCUAAGGUAGCCGAGCUAUGUUCUGAGGGUCUCAAUGUAGAACCUGCAAAUAAGGAGCUUCAAAGUAUGAAAAAGCAGGUUGAAGAGAAGCAAGCAGCAGCGGCCGAGUCUAAACGACGUGCAUUAGAGAUCAAAUCCAAGGCUGAGGCUCUGGUUUUGGCUUUAGAGAAAAGAAAACUUCGACUGGGCCAGUCGAAGUACAGACAACACACUGGCCUCCGUAGACCAUCGCUGGAUAGGAGUGGUAUUCUUCACUGGCCUGUCCUCUUCCUCUACGGAGAAUAUAUGACCAGUGAUCUUAUCGAAGACUUUCCAGAAACUGACAUGUUUAAACCUCACUUGGAAACAAUGUUUGGAAAUAAUGCUCCUCGCUUGACAUGGGACACAGCGAACGCUUACAAGAGGGAUCGGAUAGAGUUAUAUUAUCAGACUCAUGUUGGACCAGUUUUAUCGAAAAAGCAACUGCUGACGUCACUGAUGGAGGGUGAGGUGGGCCUGGAAGGACUAGACCUGGACGGCGGUGGUGAAGACACAGCUCAUGCAGAUAGUGGUGAACGUCGGUGGGUGAAAGUGCAGGAGCGGACGACCCUGCACGAAGUAAUUGCACAACCUAAGCACAUCAUACCAGGAAUUCCAGUCUUCUACGUGGUGGCAACCGGCACGAGCUUUCGAGAGAAGUUUUUGAAAGAAUGGUCUCCCCCAUAAAACUGUCAACUCCAUUUUCGCAUUACGAACUUCUUAUGGUCGAGUAUGCUUGAUAGGAGUCACAAUUUUGCAGCAACGAAGAAUAAUUGGCUAGCAUCUACCAGUCGUGAACAACUUUGAGUAUCCUUAACAUCCCAAGUAAUCAUUUGAAAUUGGAACUUGGAAAGAGGCUAGACUGGUGCUACGAAGAGAAAUUUGUGAGAGCGUGGAUAGGGAGUCAAUAGUUGAUUGUCCAAAUGAGGGAUAGAUAUUUACCGGCGAGCUAGAAAGGAAAAGGUUGAAACUCCACUGUGCCAAUGGAGGAAUUUUGUCUGCACUACAAUCUCGGUACCUGUUAGGCUGUUGUGUUAGCAACAUUCUCAGGAUCCGUUAAGUUACUUCAUCUUCUUCUGUAAUUCUCUCAAAAUCUUUUCAAUGUAAUUACCCUGCUCCGAU
Molecule: messenger RNA, 1863 nt
Organism: Marchantia polymorpha subsp. ruderalis
Lineage: Eukaryota; Viridiplantae; Streptophyta; Marchantiopsida; Marchantiales; Marchantiaceae
Source: the annotation of a GenBank genome assembly